AUAAAUUACAGCCCGGCAGCCUCGGCGCCCUUGACAGCGCGCCCGGCGCCCCUCCCGCCAGCUCGCCAGCUGCCAGCCCUGGGACCUUCUCAUCUCUUCCCUUUUGGCCGGAGGAGCCGAGUUCAGAUCCGCCACUGCGCACCCGAGACUGACACACUGAACUCCAUUUCCUCCUCUUAAAUUUAUUUCUGCUUACUUGCCACUCGUCUUUUUUUUUUUUUUUUCUCCCAUCUCAUCGCUCCAAGAAACUUUUUUCUUACUCCCCAAAGUCAGGGUUCCCCCUGCCCAUCCCGUAUUAAUAUUUCCACUUUGGGAACUACUUGCAUUUUCUUUUUAAAGGAAUUCAAGAAAGAUAUAUUUUUCUAUUGGGCAUUGACUCUCGACUGUUUGCAAAAAUUUCGUAUUAAAUACAAACAACUCUACCUGGUCUGUACUUUGAGAAUUGUUGGUUUCUUUUCUUUUUUUUCUUACUUAAAAAAAAACCCAAAAAACCCAAACAACAACAACAAAAACCCCCUUCCCUCCCCCUUUUUAAAAAAUGCACUGCUGUGUGCUGAGCGCUUUUCUGUUCCUGCAUCUGGUCACGGUCGCGCUCAGCCUGUCUACUUGCAGCACACUUGAUAUGGACCAGUUCAUGCGCAAGAGGAUCGAGGCGAUCCGCGGGCAGAUCCUGAGCAAGUUGAAGCUCACCAGUCCCCCAGAAGACUACCCUGAGCCCGAGGAAGUCCCCCCGGAGGUGAUUUCCAUCUACAACAGCACCAGGGACUUGCUCCAGGAGAAGGCGAGCCGGAGAGCGGCAGCCUGCGAGCGCGAGAGGAGCGACGAGGAGUACUACGCCAAGGAGGUUUACAAAAUAGACAUGCCGCCCUUCUUCCCCUCGGAAACUGUCUGCCCAGUUGUUCCAACACCCUCUGGCUCAGUGGGCAGCUUGUGCGCCAGACAGUCUCAGGUGCUCUGUGGGUACCUUGAUGCCAUCCCGCCCACGUUCUACAGACCCUACUUCAGGAUUGUCCGAUUUGAUGUCUCAGCAAUGGAGAAGAAUGCUUCCAAUUUGGUAAAAGCGGAGUUCAGAGUCUUUCGUUUGCAGAACCCAAAAGCCAGAGUGCCUGAACAACGGAUUGAACUGUAUCAGAUUCUCAAGUCCAAAGACUUAACAUCUCCAACCCAGCGCUACAUCGACAGCAAAGUUGUGAAAACGAGAGCAGAAGGUGAAUGGCUCUCCUUUGAUGUAACCGAUGCUGUUCACGAAUGGCUUCACCAUAAAGACAGGAACCUGGGAUUUAAAAUAAGUUUACACUGUCCCUGCUGCACUUUUGUACCAUCGAAUAAUUACAUCAUCCCAAAUAAAAGUGAAGAACUAGAAGCAAGAUUUGCAGGUAUUGAUGGCACCUCUACAUAUACCAGUGGUGAUCAGAAAACUAUAAAGUCCACUAGGAAAAAAACCAGUGGGAAGACCCCACAUCUCCUGCUAAUGUUAUUGCCCUCCUACAGACUUGAGUCACAACAGUCCAACCGGCGGAAGAAGCGUGCUUUGGAUGCGGCCUAUUGCUUUAGAAAUGUGCAGGAUAAUUGCUGCCUACGUCCACUUUACAUUGAUUUCAAGAGAGAUCUUGGGUGGAAAUGGAUACAUGAGCCGAAAGGGUACAAUGCCAACUUCUGUGCUGGAGCAUGCCCGUAUUUAUGGAGCUCAGACACUCAGCACAGUAGGGUCCUCAGCUUAUAUAAUACCAUAAAUCCAGAAGCAUCUGCUUCUCCUUGCUGCGUGUCCCAGGAUUUAGAACCGCUAACCAUUCUCUACUACAUUGGCAAAACACCCAAGAUCGAACAGCUUUCUAACAUGAUCGUAAAGUCUUGUAAAUGCAGCUAAAAUCCUUGGGAAAGCGGCAAGAUGAAAAUCACGAUGAUGAUGAUGAUGAUGAUAAUGACGACAAUGACAAUGAGGAAGUUUGUAACAAGAUAACAUAAGAGAGCCUUGGUUCAUCAGUGUUAAAAAUUUUUGAAAAAGCGGUACUAGUUCAAACACUUCGGAAGUUUGUGUUCUGGUUGUUAAAACUGGCAUCUGAAACAAAAAAAGUUGAAGGCCUUAUUCUGCAUUUCACCUACUUUGUGAGACAGACAAGAAACAAAGUCUUUUUUUUUUUUUUAAGAAAAAAAAUAAACACUGGAAGAAUUUGUUAGUGUUAAUUAUGUGAAAGGAAAAAAAAACAAAAAACAAAAAACAGGAAAACCCCAUUAAGUGGAGUUGCUGUACGUACCGUUCCUACCCCGUGCCUCACUUGAUUUUUCUGUAUUGCUAUGCAAUAGGCACCCUUCCCAUUCUUACUCUUAGAGUUAACAGUGAGUUAUUUAUUGUGUGUUACUAUAUAAUGAACAUUUCAUUGCCCUUGGAAAAUAAAACAGGUGUAUAAAGUGGAGACCAAAUACUUUACCAGAAACUCAUGGAUGGCUUAAGGAACUUGAACUCAAACGAGCCAGAAAAAAGAGGUCAUAUUAAUGGGAUGAAAACCCAAGUGAGUUAUUAUAUGACCAAGCAAGUCUGCUUUAAGAUAAAGACCCUGAAAACACAUGUUAUGUACCAACUGCCUAAGGAAGCUUCUUGUAAGGUUCAAAAAUUAAAAAGCCUGUUAAUAAAGGAAACUUUCAGUCAGAAUAAGUUUGUAAGAUUUUUUUUUCUUUUUAAUUGUAAGUGGUUCUUUGUCAGUUUAGUAAACCAGUGAGAUGUUGAAAUGUUUUGACAUGUACUGGUCAAACUUUGGGCCUUUAGUAUUGCUGUAUAGCUGUGCUAUAGGUUUUUUCCUUUGUUUUGAUGUAUGUAACCAUACCUAUAUUAUUAAAAUAGAUGGGUAUAGAAGCCAGCAUAAUUGAAAACACAUCUGCAGAUCUCUUUUGCAAACUAUUAAAUCAAAACAUUAACUGCUUUCUGUGUAAUGUGUAAAUUUUUACCAUAUUUUUUGUAUUCUGUAAUAACGUCAACUAUGAUUUAGAUUGAACUUAAAAUUCGGGCUCUUUUUAGUGAUCACUCACAAUCGCGUGUUUCCUUCAGCUGGCCAGUACUUUUGAGGAAAGUCCCUGUGCUCUGACUUGCACCACACAUGCAUUUUUAUGGUAUUUGCUCUACUUGUGCUGUAUGUGUCGUCCAUUAUCAUGACAUAAGCUACCUGGGUCCACUUGUCCUGUUUUUUUCUUUUUUAUGAAAAGGAGAGAUUCGAAUUCAGUGGUCUUCUUUCAUUUUCUGAGCAUUGUUACUAAUCAAGUCAAAUGUUAAAAAGCUUCUAUGUUAGGAAAAUGGGGAAUAUUACAGAUAAAUAGAUAAUUGAGGUGAAAUGUUUUAGUUUUAGCAAGGGUUUAAGGAUCUUACUGAAACUCAGAAUCUUGGUGACUGAGUUUAGAAAGUUUUCUUUCUCUAACUUGCUUUAAUCAGUGUUUUCACAGAAUUCUAUUGUUAUUAAAAAGCAGACAGUUCAUAGAAAACAUCUUUUCUUUCAAUAGGGUUUUUAGGGUUCAGGGGGAAAUUGAAAUAUGUACAAUUUAGCUGAUUUUUUCAAAGAAAGAAAAAAUCCAGGUCAGCAUAAGUCUUUUUGCUUAUUUCACUGAAGUUAAGGCUUUUAUAGAUGCUCUUUGAAGGUUAAAAAGUCACAAGCCAAAUUGUCCCAUGAUCAAAAGAUUCUUUCUUUUCUCUAAGCGAGAGUUUUCUGUGUCUGAGGCUGGAGUUUAACUUGCUUUAAUAAACAAUUUGUCACAUCA
Molecule: messenger RNA, 3744 nt
Organism: Galeopterus variegatus (Sunda flying lemur)
Lineage: Eukaryota; Metazoa; Chordata; Mammalia; Dermoptera; Cynocephalidae
Gene: TGFB2
Product: transforming growth factor, beta 2
Exons: 8
Coding region: 539-1867 (442 amino acids)
Biological process (GO): SMAD protein signal transduction; regulation of cell population proliferation; transforming growth factor beta receptor signaling pathway
Cellular component (GO): extracellular region
Molecular function (GO): type II transforming growth factor beta receptor binding; growth factor activity; cytokine activity
Source: RefSeq, a predicted model, not a curated record